Molecule: messenger RNA, 4482 nt
Organism: Pristis pectinata (smalltooth sawfish)
Lineage: Eukaryota; Metazoa; Chordata; Chondrichthyes; Rhinopristiformes; Pristidae
Gene: oplah
Product: 5-oxoprolinase, ATP-hydrolysing
Exons: 27
Coding region: 154-4086 (1310 amino acids)
Biological process (GO): glutathione metabolic process
Cellular component (GO): cytosol
Molecular function (GO): 5-oxoprolinase (ATP-hydrolyzing) activity
Source: RefSeq, a predicted model, not a curated record
AUUUGAACCAAUUGGAUUGCGAGAAGGUGCGAGGCUGUUUGUGAUUGGGCCGCUGUGCGGAGGGGCGGGACGGCGCCCGGCGGGCGGGCGGACGAUCGGACGGAGCGGCGACCUCUCGCCCGAGGUCGGAGAGCAGGGUUCGGUCUGUGAGUGAUGACGGAGCCAGGGAGCAAGUUUCAGUUCGCUAUUGACCGAGGCGGGACCUUCACCGACAUCUUUGCCAGGUGUCCCGGGGGAAAGGUUCGGGUGAUGAAGCUGCUUUCUGAAGAUCUGUCCAAUUACAGGGAUGCCCCCACAGAGGGUAUCAGGAGGAUCCUGCAGGAGGAAUGUGGAAUACCCAUACCAAGGGAUCAGCCCGUGGACACCUCCCGGAUUGACUGGAUCCGGAUGGGGACCACUGUUGCCACUAACGCGCUGUUGGAGAGGAAGGGGGAGCGGAUUGCGCUCCUGAUCACCAAAGGGUUCAAGGACUUGCUGCACAUCGGUAACCAGUCCCGGCCAAAGAUAUUCGACCUGGAGAUCGUGAUGCCUGAGGUGCUGUACGAGGAGGUGAUUGAAGUUGAGGAGCGAGUAGUUUUGCAACAGACGGGCUGCCAGCUGACUAAGUGGGGCGGACUGGAGGUUGUCACUGGAUCCACAGGGGACCGUGUGGAGGUCUGGAGGAGCGUGGACUUGGUACAGCUGGAGAUCAAGCUGAAAGCCGUCCUGUCAAGAGGCAUCCGUAGCCUUGCUGUGGUGCUGUUGCAUUCCUACACGUGGUCCAAGCACGAGCAGCAAGUUGGGGAGCUGGCAAGAGAGCUGGGCUUCCUGCACGUCUCCCUGUCCUCGGAAGUGAUGCCCAUGAUCCGGGUGGUGCCCCGUGGCUACACAGCGUGUGCUGAUGCCUACCUCACCCCCUGCAUUAGGAAGUACAUCAGCGGCUUCUGUGGGGGCUUCCAGGACACUCUCAAGGACGUGCGGGUUCUCUUCAUGCAGUCGGACGGCGGGCUGACCCCCAUGGACAAGUUUAACGGGUCUCGGGCCAUCCUCUCUGGGCCAGCCGGAGGGGUUGUGGGCUACGCAGUCACCACGGACGGAGAGGGUGGAGCGGAGCCCGUCAUCGGCUUCGACAUGGGCGGCACAUCGACGGACGUGAGCCGAUACGCCGGCGAGUUUGAGCAUGUGUUCGAAGCCACGACCGCAGGGAUCACCAUCCAGGCGCCCCAGCUCGACAUCAACACGGUGGCAGCAGGUGGAGGCUCUGUCCUUUCCUUCAGGUCAGGACUGUUUGCCGUGGGUCCGGAGUCGGCUGGAGCUGACCCAGGGCCUGCAUGCUACAGGAAAGGGGGUCCACUCACUAUCACUGACGCUAACCUCUGCCUGGGACGUCUGUUGCCGGAUUAUUUUCCCAAAAUCUUUGGAGCCACAGAGGACCAGCCACUGUGGAAGGAAGGGGCCCUCAAGGAGUUCCAGAAGAUCACAGAGCAGGUCAACACCUUCCUGUCCAGCCAAUCACAGCGCAGCGAGGCGAAGGGCUCCAGCCAGUCACGAAUGACUAUGGAAGAAGUUGCCCUCGGGUUCAUCCAGGUGGCUAAUGAAUCAAUGUGCCGACCAAUCAGAGCUCUGACUCAGGCGAAAGGCCACGACACUUCCCGCCACAUCCUGGCGUGUUUCGGGGGUGCUGGAGGGCAGCACGCCUGUGCCAUCGCCCGGUCCCUGGGGAUGAAGACCGUCUUCAUUCACAAGUACAGCGGGAUCCUAUCAGCCUAUGGGAUGGCGCUGGCUGAUGUGGUGCACGAGGCCCAGGAGCCGUGCUCGGCGGUGUAUGAAGCAGCCUCGUAUCCCCUGCUGGAUCAGCGGAUAGCAGCACUGGAGGAGCAGUGUGUGAGCGCUCUCCUCGCCCAGGGAUUUCACAGGUCACAGAUCAGGACAGAGGCGUUCCUGCACAUGCGGUACAAGCUCACGGACUGCGCCCUCAUGUGCUCUGCCAGUGGCCACCCUGCCCGCCAGGAUACUGACUCCUGUCACCAUGGAGACUUCCGCACAGCAUUCAGCACCAGGUACAUGAAGGAGUUCGGGUUCGUGAUCCCGGAGCGGCCAAUCGUCGUGGACGACAUCCGUGUGCGAGGCUGCGGCAAAUCCGGCAUCAGGUCGGAGCAGAGGAUGAGGCCCAGUGACAGAGCAGCUCGUAUGGAAACCGAGGUAAAAUGUUACUUUGACAGUGGUUAUCUGGAUACUGCUGUGUACCUCCUGGAGGAGCUGUCGUGUGGUCACACCAUCUGUGGGCCUGCAAUCAUCAUUGAUAAAAACAGCACCAUUCUGAUCGAACCAGACUGUGUGGCUGUCAUUACACAGUACGGUGACAUCAAGAUCACUGUGGGUAGUGGUAAGGUGCAAGCUGUUGGGCCAGAACUGGACACAGUCCAGCUCUCAAUCUUCUCCCACCGCUUCAUGAGCAUUGCAGAGCAGAUGGGUCGAAUUCUGCAGCGAACCUCCAUCUCCACCAACAUCAAGGAGCGGCUGGACUUCUCCUGCGCAUUGUUCGGCCCGGAGGGCGGCCUGGUCUCUAACGCCCCCCACAUCCCUGUGCACCUCGGUGCUAUGCAGGAGACUGUGCAGUUCCAGAUUAGUCACUUGGGCAGCGAACUCAAAGAGAACGACGUGAUCCUCAGCAACCAUCCCAGCGCAGGUGGAAGCCAUCUCCCCGACCUCACGGUGAUCACGCCGGUUUUCCGAAAGGGUGUUUCCCGUCCAGUGUUCUUUGUAGCGAGCCGAGGACAUCACGCUGACAUCGGAGGCAUCACACCAGGGUCCAUGCCUCCUCACUCUAAGUCCUUGCAGGAGGAAGGGGCUGUCUUCAUUUCCUUCAAGUUGGUGAAGAAUGGCAUCUUCCAGGAGGAGGCUGUUACCCAGGCUCUCAUGGCUCCAGCACAGAUCCCAGGCAGCAGCGGCACACGCAAUCUCCAUGACAACCUGUCCGACCUGCGAGCACAGGUGGCAGCCAAUCAGAAAGGGAUCCAGCUGGUGAAUGAGCUGAUUGACACGUACGGGCUGGAGGUUGUCCAAGCAUACAUGGCCCACAUUCAGGAUAAUGCGGAAAUAGCAGUGAAGGAGAUGUUGAGGGAAUUUGCCCAGCGACAUCGGCAGGGGGACACAGAGCUGGAGGUGAGCGCGGAGGACUUCAUGGAUGAUGGGACUCCAAUUAAGUUGAAAGUGAAAAUCAACGAGGCAGAGGGAUCUGCCGUGUUUGAUUUUACAGGCUCAGGACCGGAGGUGUUUGGGAAUUGCAAUGCGCCUCGAGCUAUCACCCUCUCCGCCCUCAUCUACUGCCUCAGGUGCAUGGUGGGACAGGACAUACCCCUCAACCAGGGCUGUCUCACCCCAGUGAAGAUCGUCCUUCCGAAGGGCUCCAUCCUCGACCCAUCAGCGGAGGCUGCCGUGGUGGGUGGUAACGUGCUGACAUCACAGCGUGUGGUAGACGUCAUAUUCAAGGCAUUCGGGGUCUGCGCUGCCUCCCAGGGCUGUAUGAACAACAUCACCUUUGGCAACGAGCGGGCGGGCUACUACGAGACUGUGGCUGGAGGGUCUGGAGCAGGCCCGGGAUGGGAAGGGCGAGGAGGGGUGCACACCCACAUGACCAACACACGGAUCACGGAUCCCGAGAUCCUGGAGAAAAGAUAUCCCGUGAUCCUAAAGAGAUUUGAACUGAACCCUGGAUCAGGGGGUAAAGGACGUCACUGUGGAGGCGAUGGGGUAAUUCGGGAGCUGCUCUUCCGAGAGAGGGUGGUCCUCUCAGUGCUGACAGAACGCCGAGCUUUCCGUCCUUACGGACUAGACGGAGGGGAGCCGGGAGCUCGAGGACUCAAUCUGCUGGUCCGUGAGGAUGGGAGAACCAUAAACCUUGGCGCAAAAACAUCUGUUGCCAUCAGGCCUGGGGACACCUUUCAGUUGUACACACCAGGAGGUGGAGGUUGGGGCUUCCCAGAAGAUGUGACAGAGACGCCCAAGGUUCUAUCAAGAUCCACGCCACAGAACCACAAACCAAGUGCAGCUUAUGUUGAACGUGGAAGUGUGUUUGAAUAUAAACAGAUGCAAGAGUCCGUGUGACCAAGACCUCUGGACACUCCUCAACAACUCAUGGGAUCAGGAGUUUACAGCACAGAAGGAGGUCACAGUGGCAAAAGUUGACAUUUCCGAUUGACUUAACUUCUGUAACUUUGUAGGUCAAGUAUCAUCAGAUUCUAAUCCAGGUAUUUUUUAAACUAUCAUGAGGAUUUGUGCCUCAAAACACCUUUUUAGACAAUUUUAAAAAUAUUCCUCAGCACCCAUCAAAUUCUGCUUACAAUGUAAAUCAACAUCCACUAAUUACUUUCCUCUCUGCCAAGGGAAAUGGACAAUUCCUGCUCAUCCCCGUCUGGGCCAUGUAAUGACACCCUCCUCAGUUCAGUCUCCUCUCAAUCUUCUCUGUUCUGAAGAAAAGUUAAUAAAAUUCCAAGAAUUUUA